This is a messenger RNA of Caenorhabditis briggsae, 2634 nucleotides long. RefSeq names its product Protein CBR-RIB-2 (gene Cbr-rib-2). The record is from RefSeq and is a predicted model, not a curated record. The transcript has 9 exons. Lineage: Eukaryota; Metazoa; Nematoda; Chromadorea; Rhabditida; Rhabditidae. Gene Ontology annotation, molecular function: glycosyltransferase activity. Gene Ontology annotation, cellular component: membrane. The coding region runs from base 1 to 2634 and encodes 877 amino acids.
AUGAAUGUAAUCUAUCGGAAGAACAUUUUUAAAAAAAUUUCAGGGAAUAAAACCAAUGUUCAAGGGCAUCUACAACUCGAAUUUGUGCCGGUAAUAUCGAUGGCUAUCCGAUUAAAUGGAUUUAGGUUUCCAUUAUCGUCUCUGCGGGUGUUAGCGUUUCUGGUGGUUGCAGUUUUCAUGAUCUCAUCAAUUUUUAUUUAUAACUCGACAUUUUUCGAACAAUCUCCUACAUGGAGUCCCCAAGCACUUACUGGAAGAAUCGAAAAUGUAGAUGAUUAUGAUGCGGCGUGUAGUGGAUAUUCAGUCGGGAGAAUUCUUCGAGAACAGAAAAGAAUAUUAGCAUCAGUCCGUUCGGAGUUGGUUGAGUCCCAAGCCAAAAUUGAGGAAAUACGAGCCGUUCAGGAGGAGUUACAGAGAUUGAUCCCUCAAAAACAACUGGAAUUAUCAGCAUUAGAAGGUGAAAUCGAAGCUGCUCAAAGGCAAUUGGAAGAGCUGAGGGAAAUUCAAAAUGUGAGAGUGUUUUUACCAUACUCUCCCCUUCAAAUUAGUUCAUCUGGCACAACUCAUCUUCCACAAUCUUCUUCCCUCAACUUCGACAGUGUUAUCGACUACAGCCUUUGUUCUAUCACCUCUUUCAUGCCUGUUUAUGUAGAAAAAAUCACAAAUGGAGCUGCAGAAACAGAGUGGAGCGCUGUAUUCCGAAAAGUUGCUCCACAUUUAACUGAAGAAUCCGAUAGCGCAUGUAUAAAGAUUCGAAUAACUAGUGGAGUACUUCCAACCGAAUCAGUUAGCAAUGAGAUCCUAUUCAAUAUUGGAGAAUCAUUUGAAAAUGACCUCAAGUCGAUAGUAGUCCAGUCAUCACAUCUUCGCUCAUUUGAUUUUGCUCUACAAGUCAACCGGACUACAGAGAAACGCGAGCCAGUUCCUUUGCUGCCACUAAAUCGAGAAAAUCUAAUUGGUCUAGUAAUUGGAAGCAAUCACAAGAUGCUGAAUUUAUCAUCUUUGGAAGAAUCGUUCAAGCCGGCGACCCAUAAUAGAAUCAUUCAAAAAUGUUAUCAAGAAAAAACCGAAUGUGGACCAGAAAUCACAAGACGGAUCUAUGCAUCAUCUACGUUUUGUUUCAUUCUUGAAUCUGAUGACUUCCUCGAUAAUUUCAUGACUUCCCUUGAAGUUGGAUGCGUUCCAGUCGUUCUGUCAAACACUCAGCCACUUCCCUUUCAAGGAUUGAUUGACUGGCGACGUGCCACUUUUAGACUUCCUAUUGCUCGUCUUCCAGAAGCUCAUUUCAUCGUUAGAUCAUUUGAGAAUAGUGAUAUUCUGGAAAUGCGGAGAAUGGGAAGAGUUUACUAUGACUCUUACUUUGCUGAUCAAGAUACUAUUGCUCGAAGUUUGUUAGCAGCUCUUCGCCACAAGCUGCUUAUUCCAACAAAAGAGACCCGAUCCAGUCUGAGAAAUCAAGCAAAACCCUUGUUCAAUUCAACAUUCACUCCUCCAAAGGGUACUGUGGUCAAUGUUCAACCCAAUUUUGAUGAUGAAUAUCUCCUUGGACCAUUGGAAUCUCGUGUGGAAUCAAAUUCAUUCGCUUACAACUUUUCUGAAUUUCAACUAUAUUCUUACGACACCUGGAACACUAUUUUCUCGCCACAUCGUUCGAAGGAAUUCAUUAUCAACUCGGCGGAGUUUCCAACAGAAUCGGAAUUCUACGAAGACACUCGCAUUGGCUUCAGACCCAUCGAGCCUGGAAGUGGCGUGGAGUUCAGUAAAGCGCUUGGAGGGAACAGACAGAGAGAGCAGUUCACAGUAGUGUUGCUAACAUAUGAAAGGGAUACGGUACUCGUGGGAGCCCUGGAGCGGCUGCAUCAACUACCGUACCUGAAUAAAGUAGUGGUUGUCUGGAAUAAUAUUCAUCGAGAACCACCGGAGAGUUGGCCGUCAUUGCAUGUUCCUGUCGAAUUCAUUCGAGUUACGGAGAACAGUUUGAAUAACAGAUUCGUGCCAUGGGACAGAAUUGAGACGGAAGCUGUUCUAUCGUUGGAUGACGAUAUCGAUUUGAUGCAACAAGAAAUCGUUUUGGCUUUUCGAGUAUGGCGCGAGAAUCGAGAUAGAAUUGUCGGCUUUCCAGCUCGCUAUCACGCUAGAUAUGGCGAUGCAAUGUACUACAACAGCAACCAUACUUGUCAGAUGAGUAUGAUUCUCACAGGAGCAGCUUUCAUUCAUAAAGUAUAUUAUAUUGAACUAUAUACCCAACCGAAAACUUUCUUUCAGAACUACUUGAGUGCGUAUACCUAUCACAUGCCUGCGGUUGUUCGAGAACACGUCGACAGUAUCAAGAACUGUGAAGACAUCGCAAUGAACUUUUUAGUUUCCCAUCUGACCAGAAAACCUCCAAUUAAAACUACUUCCCGAUGGACUUUAAAGUGGGUCGACAAUAUAUUUAUCAUUUCGAAAUGCCCAACAUGCACAGAAAGUUUGUUCAAAGAAGAUUCUCAUUUCGAUAAACGCCAUGAAUGUAUACGGAUGUUCACUAAAAUUUACGGAUACAAUCCACUAAGAUUUUCCCAAUUUCGCGCUGACUCUAUCCUAUUCAAGACUCGGCUGCCUCAGAAUCAUCAGAAGUGUUUUAAAUAUGUGUAA